Eleginops maclovinus (Patagonian blennie) is the source of this 2811-nucleotide messenger RNA. RefSeq names its product zinc finger MYM-type protein 1-like. Gene Ontology annotation, molecular function: protein dimerization activity. The transcript is spliced from 2 exons. Bases 264 to 2501 code for a protein of 745 amino acids. The record is from RefSeq and is a predicted model, not a curated record. Lineage: Eukaryota; Metazoa; Chordata; Actinopteri; Perciformes; Eleginopidae.
AUAGGUAGGCUAUAACGUGCACGAAAUAAUAAAACAUAGGCUAUAUUGUCACACAAUGGACAGGGAUAGUAUGGUAGAGUUGUAUUUUAGGCUGGGAAUGCAAUAUAAAGACAUUUUGAAAAGCCUGGCAUUGCAGGGAUUUAUUAUUAGCGAGAGGCAUCUCCACAGACUAUUAAGAGCCAGGUCGCUGCACCGGUAUAGGUUCGACUUGGACGCCGGGAUUGAUUUCAUUGUUGACCAACUGCAAGGCUCUGGAAAGGAUCAUGGUUAUCGGCAUAGGCGCCGAUACCGUGGGUGCUUCGGGGCCCGAGCACCCACGGAGAUUGCCGAGCACCCACGGAGAUUUAACCGCACACACGGAGAUUGCCGAGCACCCACGAAGAUUUAAACCGUUUAACCGCCAAUGUAGAGCGCAGCUGGCUUACGAAAUGGAGAGAUUUCUGAUAAAACCCCCCAAAAAAACAUCAAGCGAUGCUCAAACUUCCACAAGUGCCCAGUCAACUAACGGUAGGCCUAACGAAGAUAACCAAAGCAGUGAAGGUGUGCGGAAAAAAGGACGGUCAUUUCAGGCUAGUUGGAAGACGAAAUUCCCGUGGAUAGCAUAUGCCACCACCAAAGACAAGGUAUUUUGUGAAGUUUGCACAACUGCUAAAAAAAUGAAUGCUCCGCUUCCAUCAACAACACACGAUCAAGAAUCGUUCAAAGGUUUUGUACAGGAUGGCUUUUCCAGCUGGUCUAAAGCACUGGAACGAUUCAGAUCUCAUGAAAAGUCAAAUUUGCAUCGCAUUGCUGCUAGCAUUGUUGCUGCUGCUAAUGCAGGUGUUAAUGUUGCCGCUUCUAUUUCUGCUGGAAAACUAAAGCAGAUGUCUGAUGCCAGAAUAGCUUUGUUGGCUGUCCUAUCGUCUAUUCAAUAUCUCUCGUGUCAGGGAUUGGCCAUUCGAGGAAAAACAGACCAGGCUUCCAAUUUGAUACAGUUGCUAAACUUACGUGCAGAAGAUAUCCCGGAGUUACAGUCAUGGCUGGCUCGGAAGGAGAGCAAGUGGCUAUCUCAUGACAUCCUCAACGAGAUGACUGAAAUUAUGGCCCAUGAUGUGAUGAGAACGCUAAUUGGAGAAAUUAAGUCUGCUGAGUUUUUCUCUGUGAUUAUGGAUGAGACCGCCGAUAUUACGGUCAAAGAGCAGGUGUCUAUCUGCUUCCGUUUUGUGACUGAAGAUCUGGAACCAGAGGAACUUUUUCUUGGAUUUUAUCAGACAUCAAAAACGACAGCAGAAACCCUUUUUCAGCUUUUAAAAGACGUUUUGGUUAGAUUCUCACUGCCAGUCAGUAAAUGCAGAGGACAAUGCUAUGACGGUGCGUCAAAUGUGUCUGGCAUUAGAACAGGUCUACAGGCUCGCAUGCGGGAGCUGGAGCCCCGAGCACAGUACAUCCAUUGCACUGCUCAUGUUAUGAAUUUGGUUGUGCAUGAUGUCGCCCAAAACAUUCCACCAUGUCGGAACUUCAUGGUACUUAUUCGUGACAUGGUAACACUCAUCAGAAAUUCCCCAAAGCGACUCACCUGGUUCCAAGAGUUUCAAGGCAAAGACGCAUCAUCUUUGAAACCGUUAUGCCCGACGCGCUGGACCAUGACAACGGCCUCGUUACAAGCCAUUGCUUCCAACUACAGCGCGCUACUGGAAUUUCUGGAGGACCUGUCUCUGAACGAAAAAGGUGACGCAGGAGUCAAUGCUGCACUCCAAAAGAGGAGUUUGCACCUACAGAAAGCUAGGCAGAUGGUUGACACGCUCAGAGAAGACAUAAAGUGUCUUCGUGAAGAAGGAUUCCAAGGAUUUUGGGAAAACACAACUGCAGCAGCACAUGACUUGAAUUUGGAGAGCCCAGCUGUGCCAAGGCCAAGAAAAAUACCCCGCCGACUGGAAGAUGGAGGUUUGCCGCACUGCUUUCAAACACCAGAAACAAUGUACCGACAGCAAUUCUUUGAGAUCAUGGAUACAGCGUCAACAUGCCUGGACUGCAGGUUUAGUCCUUCUGUAUUCGAACGCAUGCAAGAUGUUGAGGAUUUUCUGAUCGGGAAGGGUGACUGCAAAAGCAUCAUGGAGUUCUAUAGGGAUGAUUUGGAUGAGAAAAGGCUCAGGCUGCAUCGUGAUAUGUGCAUUGACUUAGCAAAGCAACGAGGAGUUCGCCUAGCUUCUUUUCAAGAUGUAGUGGACUUCCUAAAAGGCAAUCAGGGAGAGCACCUGAGAAUCAUGUUGCCAGAGAUGACCAAACUAGUGAAACUCGCACUGACUGUCCCAGUAACAUCCUGCAGUUCAGAGAGGUCAUUUUCAGGCCUGCGGCGACUUAAAACUUAUUUGAGGUCCACGAUGGGGCAAGCAAGACUGACCCAUAUUGCUGUAUUGAACACUCACAAGGAUGUAUCAAGAAAUAGGAAUCUGGAUGUAAUCGCAGACGAAUUCAUCAAGCGCACUGCUGCGAGGAGUGCCACUUUCCUCAUAAAGAAGUAGCGUCAAUGGUGAGUGAAAACAAAUCCAAUUUUGAUAUUUAGUAGCUGUGUGGGCCUAUGUGUUGAUGGUUAAUUGACUGCAUUUUACUGCGUGGACCUGUAUGCUUUGUGUGUGUAACAACAGCAUUAGAUGGCCGAUUAUAACUUGUUUGGCUGGCGGCGUACGUGUCUCACAGCCACGGUGGUGUCGAAUUUGCGUUGGAUUGUGCACUUGGCCUUAGUUAAUGCGAGUCGUUUUACUAAAUCAUCUUGGUGGAAUUGAUUAUUACUUCAGAUCAUCUACCUGUGCAUCGAACCAUCCUGCCUGCCUC